This is a messenger RNA of Misgurnus anguillicaudatus (oriental weatherfish), 2280 nucleotides long. RefSeq names its product WW domain binding protein 11 (gene wbp11). Gene Ontology annotation, biological process: RNA processing. Gene Ontology annotation, cellular component: spliceosomal complex. Lineage: Eukaryota; Metazoa; Chordata; Actinopteri; Cypriniformes; Cobitidae. The record is from RefSeq and is a predicted model, not a curated record.
CAGCAGCGCGGUUUCCGGUAGCUCUGAAGUGUUUCCGCUCAGCACAGCGAAGAUGGCGCGGCUUGUUGUUAGACGCGUUUAUUGAUCAGUGAAUGAGAUGAAUAUUUGAUAUCGAAUAAAGUCGUUGAGGUAAAUCAGAGACUUCACAAUCAUGGGGCGACGCUCCACCUCCUCCACCAAGAGUGGAAAAUUCAUGAACCCCACGGACCAGGCCAGGAAGGAGGCCCGCAAGAGGGAGCUGAAGAAGAAUAAGAAGCAGAGAAUGAUGGUCCGAGCUGCUGUCCUGAAGAUGAAAGACCCUCGACAGAUCAUCAGAGACAUGGAGAAACUCGAUGAGAUGGAGUUCAACCCGGUUCAGCAACCUCUUCUGAAUGAGAAAGUUUUGCGUGAUAAACGGAAGAAGCUUCGUGAGACCUUUGAGCGAAUUGUCCGUCUGUAUGAACGAGAGAAUCCAGAGACCUACAAAGAGUUACGUAAGCUGGAGAUAGACUACGAGACCAAACGUGGACAGCUGUCACUGUACUUUGAUUCGGUGAAGAACGCUGAGUCUGUAGAGGUGGACAGUAUUCCUCUUCCAGACAUGCCUCAUGCUCCCUCCAGCAUUCUCAUCCAAGAUAUUCCACUACCCGGUGCCCAACCGCCGUCAAUACUGAAGAAGAGCUCUUCACUCGGGAAGGGGACAGCCGUCUCUUCGGCUGCACUGGCUGGAGUUCCUCGUCUGCCGCCUGGACGGAAACCACCAGGACCUCCACCAGGACCUCCCCCUCCACAGAUACUACAACUGUACGGAAACACACGACGAGCAGAAGCUGAUACUGGAUCAGACACUGAGAUGAUGGAUACCGGAGGUCGGGAGACUGACAGCGAGAGCGACGCAGGUGAUGACAGCGACUCGCAGGGUGACAGCGCUGGAGAGAGAGACGAGACGGAGACUGACGUCAGAAUGAAAGGUGAUCGUCAUGACGACAGAGAGCACGAGAGAGACAGAGGUCGCAGUGUGCGGUUUGCUGACAUGCCUUCACCCAGAGAUAACCGAAAGAAGAAGGUGGUGAAGAAGACCAAGAACAUCACACCACUGCAGGCUAUGAUGCUCAGGAUGGCAGGUCAGUCUGUCCCAGAGGAAGAGGAGGUCGAAGAGGAGUACACAGACUCUGAGUCGUCAGACGAGGAUGAAGGAGGUGUCGUUGCUGAAGCUGAUAACUCAGUGGCCAAUCCCAGACUUCCUGCUCCGUCUGCUCCAGCGGCAGCUCAACAACCUCCCCCACACCUGCAAGCUCCACCAAUCACAGGGCCUCCACCUUUAGGACCGCCUCCUGCUCCACCAAUGAGACCGCCAUCUGGCCCGCCUCCAGGACCGCCCCCUGGUGCACCUCCGUUCCUGAGACCGCCUGGAAUGCCUGCUGCUCUCAGAGGGCCGAUUCCACGUAUGUUGCCUCCGGGACCCCCGCCGGGCCGACCUCCAGGACCUCCUCCAGGGCCGCCGCCAGGUCUUCCUCCCGGUCCACCCCCCAGAGGACCACCACCCCGCCUGCCCCCUCCCGCUCCUCCAGGAAUGCCUCCACCACCCCCUCCCCCUCGCUCUGGACCCCCCCGCAUGGCCCCACCGCUCUCCUUAUUUCCUCCUCCGCUUAACCCCAACGUGCUUAGUGCUCCCCCCAACAUCGUUUCACGUCAGAAACCGUCCUCUGCGACGUCCUCCGGCGAAGGUCCUCAGAGCGCGUCCGUGCUUGCGCGUCCCUCCGGCUUGCAGAUGCCGCCGCCCCCGGGCACCGCACCCAACCCUCUCGGCCCCACCAUUGAGAAACGGGCCAACAUCUCUGGCCCCUCCGCGGCUCAGCCAGGCGGCGCCACCAUCUCGGCCAAACCGCAGAUCAUCAAUCCCAAGACGGAGGUGACGCGUUUUGUGCCCACGGCGCUCCGCGUGCGCAGGGACCGGGCCGGCGCUGUGGGCGGUGCAGAGAAAGCGGGAGGCAGGAAAGAGGACGAGAGAGAGCUGCCUAGACAUCAAGUGUCGACAAACCCGGCCCAUCCAUCCGGCGUGGCCCCGCCCAGCAUGAAGACUAAGGAUCAGAUGUAUGAGGCGUUCAUGAGGGAGAUGGAGGGCCUGCUGUGAUCUCAACUUUAGCUAGUCAAUAAAACCCAGAAACAUCUGUGCUACAGCUGUUAAAGUUGUGCUUACUGUGGCAACAUUUAGGUUUUUUUAUCAACAGCAUUGUUUGUUAUUGUCAGACAAGAUUGUGUUUCAUCUUUAAAUAUCAAUAAACUUCAAAUGUCAUGGUU